Messenger RNA from Otolemur garnettii (small-eared galago), 895 nucleotides. RefSeq names its product sperm flagellar 1 (gene SPEF1). Gene Ontology annotation, molecular function: microtubule binding. Gene Ontology annotation, biological process: regulation of cytoskeleton organization. The record is from RefSeq and is a predicted model, not a curated record. The coding region runs from base 177 to 887 and encodes 236 amino acids. Lineage: Eukaryota; Metazoa; Chordata; Mammalia; Primates; Galagidae. Gene Ontology annotation, cellular component: axoneme. The transcript is spliced from 7 exons.
GUUGCUAUGGUUUCAGAAAACAAUAUGGCCGCUCCCAGCUGGGAUGCGAGUCUGAGUUGGGGAGGCAGAGGCGGGUCUGGGCUCCUGCAGUAGCUAGAGAAGAGGCUUUUGAGGGAUCCUGAAGCUGGCUCUGGACGCUGCACGGCUGGAACGGCUUAACCUUGCUGAGGGCUCCAAUGGAGAGCAGUGUGGACGAGGAGGCGUUGCACCAGCUGUACCUGUGGGUGGACAACAUUCCUCUGUCCCGGCCCAAGCGAAACCUCUCCCGGGACUUCAGUGAUGGAGUCCUGGUUGCAGAGGUCAUCAAGUUUUACUUCCCCAAGAUGGUGGAGAUGCACAAUUAUGUCCCUGCCAACUCUCUCCAGCAGAAGCUCAGCAACUGGAACCAUCUGAACAGGAAGGUACUGAACAAGCUGAACUUCUCGGUACCAGACGACGUGAUGCGCAAGAUCGCUCAGUGCGCCCCGGGCGUAGUGGAGCUGGUGCUCAUCCCGCUGAGGCAGAGGCUGGAGGAGCGGCAGAAGCGCAGGAAGCGGGCUUCGGGCUCCUUACAGGAGUUGGCUCUCCAGGAUGGCAGUGGCUACAUGGAUGUGGAUUUAUCCCAGAAGGCCCCAGGUGAAGGUGCCCCAGAUCCCCAAGGAGGAGGACAGCUCAGGGGGGGUCGGCCACCCGCACCCCGACCUCCUGCAUAUAGCCAGGCGCUGCAGGGCGACCCAAACUUCGUCCUCCAGAUCGCUGAAAAGGAGCAGGAGCUAUUGGCCUCGCAGGAGACUGUGCAGGUCCUGCAGAUGAAGGUGAGGCGCCUGGAACACCUGCUCCAGCUCAAGAACGUGCGCAUCGACGACCUCUCCCGGCGGCUUCAGCAGGCGGAGCGUAAGCAGCGGUGAGCGGCAGC